AGCCUAUAAGGCCUUGCAAUUCCACUCAUCAUAACACAACACGAGAGAUUUAUAUAAGCUCUCUUGUCUUAGUUCCUCAUCAUAUCAUCAAGUUCUUGGAGGCUUCAACCUCUCAUAUAUCCUUGAUAGGAAAUCAUGUGGAAGAUAAAGAUAGCUGAACGUGGGAACUGCCCCUACUCCGAGUACUUGUACACAACAAAUGACUUUGUUGGUAGGCAGAUAUGGGAGUUUGACCCUAAUGCAGGCACCCCUGAAGAGCUCGCUGAGGUCGAAGAGGCUCGCAAGAAAUUCACCGAGAACCGCCAUGAAGUCAAGCCUGCUUCCGACCUACUUUGGAUGCAGCAGUUUCUGAGGCAGAAGAAGUUCAAGCAAACAAUUCCUCCGUUGAGAAUUGGGGAGAAAGAACAAGUUACAUAUGAAGAUGUCACAACUGCUUUGAAGAGAGCUUCCUCUUUCUUUUCAGCCUUGCAGGCCAGUGAUGGUCACUGGCCAGCAGAAAAUGCUGGAGUCUUGUUUUUCCUUCCUCCAUUUAUCUUUUGCCUAUACAUCACUGGGCAUCUCAAUUCGAUUAUCACUUCGGAACAUCGCAAAGAAAUCCUACGUUUCAUAUACAACCACCAGAAUGAAGAUGGGGGUUGGGGAAUACACAUAGAGGGACACAGCUCAAUGUUUACCACAACAUUCAGCUAUGUGUGCAUGAGAAUACUUGGAGUAGGACCAGAUGAAAGUGCUUGUGCUAGAGCAAGAAAGUGGAUUCUUGAUCAUGGUGGCAUCACUUACAUGGCUUCCUGGGGAAAGACCUGGCUUUCGAUACUUGGUAUAUUUGAUUGGUAUGGAUGCAACCCAAUGCCCCCAGAGUUCUGGAUUCUUCCUUCUUAUCUCCCUAUACAUCCAGCGAAAAUGUGGUGUUAUUGCCGGAUGGUUUACAUGCCAAUGUCAUAUCUAUAUGGGAAAAGAUUUGUUGGCCCUAUCACACCUCUCAUUUUACAAUUGAGAGAGGAGCUCCACACUCAGCCCUACCAUGAAAUUCAAUGGAGACAAAUGCGCCAUCGAUGCGGAAAGGAGGAUCUAUACUAUCCCCACAGUCUAAUCCAGAAUUUCCUCUGGGACAGUCUUUAUGUGGCUUCUGAACCUCUUUUGACUCGAUGGCCUUUUAGCAAGAUAAGAGAGAAGGCUCUUGAAAAAGCAAUGGAACACAUUCACUACGAAGACGAAAAUAGUCGAUACAUCACCAUUGGCUGUGUUGAAAAGGCAUUGUGUAUGCUUUGUUGCUGGGUUGAAGACCCCAAUGGAGACUAUUUCAAGAAGCAUCUUGCAAGGAUACCAGAUUACUUAUGGGUUGCAGAGGAUGGUAUGAAAGUGGUGAGUUUUGGCAGCCAAUUGUGGGAUGCUACCUUUGGCUUUCAAGCUCUGGUUGCUAGCAAUCUAACAAAUGAAGUCGCUCCAACUCUCGUCAAAGCAUACGACUUCGUAAAGAAAUGCCAGGUCAGGAAUAAUCCCUCUGGCGACUUUGAGAAAAUGUUUCGCCACAUUUCAAAAGGAUCAUGGACUUUCUCCGAUCAAGAUCAUGGAUGGCAACUUUCUGAUUGCACUGCUGAAGCAUUAAAGUGUUGCUUGCUAGCAGCAACCAUGCCCGAAGAACUUGUUGGAGAGAAAUUAGAUCCUCAAUGGAUAUUUGAGUCUGUAAACAUCAUACUUUCCCUCCAAGAGCCUAAAACCGGCGGUUUAGCUGGCUGGGAACCAGUAAGAGCUGGACAAUGGAUGGAGAUGCUCAACCCUAUGGAGUUUCUCGAGAAUAUUGUGAUUGAACAUACAUAUGUCGAGUGCACCGGAUCUUCAAUCAUUGCUUUCAUUACACUCAAGAAGUUAUUCCCAGGUCAUAGGACCAAAGACAUUGACAAUUUCAUUGUAAACGGUAUAAGAUAUCUUGAGGACGUGCAGUAUCCUGAUGGCUCGUGGUAUGGAAACUGGGGUAUUUGCUUCAUCUAUAGUACCAUGUUUGCACUUGGAGGGCUAGCAGCAGCUGGUAGGACUUAUGAAAAUUGUCCCGCUGUGCGCAGAGGUGUUGAUUUUCUACUUAUUAAUCAGAGUGAUGAUGGUGGAUGGGGAGAAAGCUAUCUUUCUUCCCCAAGAAAGAUAUAUACACCUCUUGAAGGAAGAAGAUCAAAUGUGGUACAAACUGCAUGGGCUAUGCUAGGGCUGCUCUAUGCUGGCCAGGUUGAGAGAGAUCCAACUCCUCUCCACCGCGGUGCGAAGGUACUAAUCAAUUACCAAAUGGAAGAGGGAGGUUACCCCCAGCAGGAAAUCACUGGAGUUUUCAAAAUGAAUUGCAUGUUACACUAUCCAAUAUAUAGGAAUGCCUUCCCAAUAUGGGCGCUCGGAGAGUAUCGGAAUCGUGUUAAGUUGCCUUCAAAGGAAAUUAAAUUGCAAUGAAACUAAAUUCCGUGUAAAAAGACGUGAAUGAGAAUAAUGUACACAAGUGUCUGCUAAAUCGAAUGCAGAAAUUCGAUUAUAUGUGUAAGGAUGCUAAUAAUGUUGUAUCUCUGAAUAAUUUCCUUGCUAUGAUAAUGAUAUGUCUACUUAUACUUCCAAAA
Messenger RNA from Tripterygium wilfordii, 2594 nucleotides. RefSeq names its product beta-amyrin synthase-like. Gene Ontology annotation, biological process: triterpenoid biosynthetic process. NCBI's taxonomy places the organism in Eukaryota, Viridiplantae, Streptophyta, Magnoliopsida, Celastrales, Celastraceae. Gene Ontology annotation, cellular component: lipid droplet. Bases 136 to 2433 code for a protein of 765 amino acids. Gene Ontology annotation, molecular function: beta-amyrin synthase activity. The transcript is spliced from 16 exons. The record is from RefSeq and is a predicted model, not a curated record.